Molecule: messenger RNA, 6381 nt
Organism: Ictalurus punctatus (channel catfish)
Lineage: Eukaryota; Metazoa; Chordata; Actinopteri; Siluriformes; Ictaluridae
Gene: lsm14aa
Product: LSM14A mRNA processing body assembly factor a
Exons: 9
Coding region: 175-1539 (454 amino acids)
Biological process (GO): cytoplasmic stress granule assembly; P-body assembly
Cellular component (GO): P-body
Molecular function (GO): mRNA binding
Source: RefSeq, a predicted model, not a curated record
CAACGUCACUUCCGUUUACAGCGCCUAAACUCGAAGGCUGCCAUGUUGCAGUGGAAAAGCUGAGCAGGUUUAUUAGUGAGUGUGGAGAGAUUCCGUCUGGUUAGUGAACUGAAGUCAACCUCCCAAGGAUUUACAUCAGUUUAUUGCGUUAAUUUAAGCCUCCUGAGCCGCAGAAUGAGCGGAGGGACGCCGUAUAUCGGGAGUAAAAUUAGCCUGAUUUCCAAGGCCGAGAUUCGCUAUGAGGGAAUCCUCUACACUAUCGACACCGAGAACUCCACAGUCGCACUCGCCAAAGUGCGCUCGUUUGGAACUGAGGAUCGCCCCACUGACAGACCCAUCCUGCCUCGGGAUGAGACCUAUGAGUACAUCAUCUUCAGAGGGAGUGACAUUAAAGACCUGACUGUUUGUGAACCUCCCAAGCCAUCUUUGCCUCAGGACCCUGCAAUUGUUCAGUCUUCUAUGGGAUCUGCUGCGGCACCUUCAGCUUUCCAGAGUGGAAACUCUUAUGGAUUGUUUAAACAGGCUCCAGUGUCUCCGUACAGCCAGUUCGCAGCCAGUCCGUUGGUCUCACCCCCAUUUGGGACUGUCGGAGGUCGCAGCAGUCCUGCACUCGACCCGUUGCAGAAGAGUCCGCCUGUGGAGCCAUCAGCACCAGUGACCUCGUCAGUCAGAAGUACCGCGCCUGUGAGCCGCAGGAGCCCCGUCACGGCACGACUCGGCACGAGUGCUCAGAAGCCCCUGGACACCCCGGAACAGAGGAGGGGCGAGGGCCGGUCUAGACUACGCUCCGGACUCGGGCAUGCAGCAGCAGAUACUAACGUAGUUCACUCGGGUUUUCAAUCAGCAGGCAUCGAUGCACCAAAAGGGGCUGCCCGACCAGAGUCUGAUCAAUCCAGAGGUGAAAGUAAGGAAGCCCCUAAGCGGCAAGCAGCUGCUGGGCCUCCCGGUCCGCGUCGUGGACGUGGUGGAGGGCAUCGGGGGAGAGGCCGUUUCCCUGUGAGAAGAGAUGGACCCAUGAAAUUUGAGAAAGAUUUUGAUUUUGAGAGCGCCAAUGCCCAAUUUAACAAGGAGGAGAUUGACAAGGAGUUCCAGAGCAAACUCAAGCUUAAAGAUGAGAAGCCAGAGAAGGCUUUGAAUGGGGAGGAUAAAGGUGAUUCGGGGGUGGAUACUCAAAACAGUGAGGGUAAUGCUGAUGAGGAAGAUCCAUUGGGACCCAACUGCUACUAUGACAAGUCCAAGUCUUUCUUUGACAACAUCUCGUGCGAUGACAUGCGGGAAAGGAGACAGACGUGGGCAGAGGAGAGGCGAAUGAAUGCUGAGACCUUUGGGGUCCCAUUCCGCCACAACAGAAACCGAGGUGGAUUUCGGGGCCGUGGGGGCAUGGGCUUCCGUGGUGGACGUGGUCGGGGAAGCAGCCGGGGGGCAUUUGGAGCCCAACAUCCAGGUGGCAGUGGAUUCAGAGGGGGUUACAGAGGAGGCCAGGGAGGAAGACAGUUCUCCAGUUUUGAAUACAGGAAGGACAACAAAGUAACUGCGUAGUGCAAAUGGAAGCUGGGGCCACAGGAAGGUGUAUCUUAUGGGUAUAUGAAUUUCAUCACUACUUUUGACGAGAAGAAUGAAGUAAAAAUUUACAAGAUGUAUAUUUGUCACCAGCACUGGUAUAGACCACUGGAGGAGUGGAUAUAAAUGCAAUCUUCUGAGAGUGGAAAUGUUUCAACCUUUUAAAAUGUUAAUCUGACGCAAAUAUUUCCAGAAGGGGUAAUUUUGUGUAUGAACAUAUUUUAGAGCAACUAAUGUUUUUUCUUCAGUGCUAAACUUGUAUUUAAUAACCAGUUAGCUGUAACCGAGUAGUGUAAAUAUGCCUUUGAUCACUGAAAUAGCUUUAUUAUUAUUUUGAAUAUCUUUUUUCCGUUCCAACUUUUUACUGUAUUUUUCUACUUACUCACAUUCUUGAAGUCUGUUAGUAGGAAUUGUAAUUAUGCUUGUUCGAUUUAACUAGCAUGUGGUUGGGUUUCCUUAGACUGUCCAAACUACUCUGGUACAUUAACUGUUUGUGUUUACUAUCUUCACAAAAGAGUAAGUCUCAUUGCUUACGGAAACAUCUAAGCAGUGUGACUAGUAGACAUGGAUGUUGAGAAGUGAGUGACUGGGAGUUUUCCUCCAGAAAGGUAUUUAGGAAUUAUUUUCCAUGCAUAGCUACAUUGCUUAGAAUUGCAAAAGAAUUUUUAAAAGGUGAUGCUGAAAUGUUUCACUUCAUAUGGAACCAGGCACUUAAUGUCUCCUGCCUUGUAGCUGUACUUAAUAAGCUGUUAUAAGACCAGUGGCUUCAUACAUGUGAGUAUUUACAAACACAUUAGGCUAAAGCAUAUGAUGCAAUAUUAGCAAGAAUUGCAAGGGCUUAAAUGGAUAACUCCUUUAUAGUCUGCACUUCAGUUUGAUGUGAUAUGUCACUAAUGAUGUAAUCUUUUGUUGAACAGAAAGGUGUACAUGAUUAAAUGCUUCCUGUGCUUUAGCAUGUAUAGCCACAUGUUUUUAAAGUUCGAAGUCAGCAGCGAUGCCCAUAUACUUGGAUCUUGAAUGGUGCAGAUUGUUGAGUUCAGCUGUAAGGCGAGUGAAUAUUAAAAAGAAGGCCGCUAAGGGUGUGUCAUUUAUCACUUAUUUGUUUACGUUAAUCUGCUGUUUUAGUGUUGGUCCUGCACUAUUUACCAGUGUAGUGAGUAGGUAAACAUGUACAGUGAGGCCGUAGAACAUAAAGAUUUGUGCCAUCCUCGACUGCAGAAGGCUGUUUACUUCAGUUAGUUAUCGUGGUCCUCUUGCCUUGUCGACACCACUGUCUUAGAUCGAUGUUUAAAAUGUUGGCAAUUAGGUAUAGCGCUAAUUAAUAUUCCUUGGUUUCAAAAGCAUGUUGAUUCGAUGAAUUGUGACUGGAUAUCAUAUUCGAGUGACUGUGUUUAUAGUGUACGUGCACAGUGUAAGCUCCUGUCUACACUGUGGUACAUAUGAACCCUAUUCUGUUUUGUGUUCUUCCUACAUAUAUGAACUUCUCAAAGACUCGCUGAUAAUCAGUGCCUCGUUGUGGUGUUUGAUUUGCAAACCUUCUGAUUUAAGAUCUCUGAACUAACUGGUAAAAUGUUCAAACAUUUAAGUAAAAUAAGGAUGCUUAAGAUAGUCAAAAUAGCUAUUUCUCUUUUGUUAAUAUCUCACAGGAUACUUAUCUUUAACAAAUUGAACAAUUCUGCCUAUUUAAAUUAAGCUUCUGAACUUUUCUACCUCACAUAGCUUAUAAGAUGAAAAAAUAGACUUUUCUGUGAAUGCUCUAUACAACACUACAUUCACCACAAACCUAUAUAGGAGUUGUUUACUAAUGUAAAAAGUUGGACUGAUUUGAAGUUUAUGUUGUAAAUUUUUCUCAUAGAUGCAUGUGAGAAGCUACUUGAAUCUCUAAUUAUAGCUCUAACUAUAGCAUCUCAAAGUUUAUUUAAAAUACUAAUUGAGAAAAAGUAACAUUAGUAAUAGGCUCUAGUUGGUUUGCUGUCAACACUCAAUAAAUACCAGCCUCAGCUCUUUUCAUUUCUCUAAGCAUUUUGUCUUCCCUCAAAGACCUAAUUACAUGUUUAGCAAGAUAUAUUUUACUCCUUAAUUCAGGUUUUACUUGGGCUUUGUCAAGCAUCAUAUUUGUGGCUCCACCCUGAAAUGAUUAGCUUUUACCCUCCACUGGCUGUUAUUUGAUCACUUAUUAGUUAUGAGUGUGAUGGAACAAAAUGCCUCUUUGCCUGUUCGUUGUUGGAGCGUUUCAGUUAAUCACUAAAUACUUUGCAGGAAAAAUGUGAGCUUGUGUAAAAUACCAAAAAAAUAUUGCAAUAGUGCUAGAUUUAUUUUUAUUUUAUUGGUCAGUGACAUUACUUAUUAGAAUUGCUAGUAUGACAUCGCUAGAUGGUUGUUUUGUGUUAUUUUUUUUAGAUUUUCCAUGAAGUAAAAAUCAGAUUGUCUGUUGUAUUUUUGUCAAAUAUUAGCAUUAGCAAUAAUUUUUGUUGUUUAUUUAAAAGUAUUUUGCUAACUGGGUGCUAUAGUGCUGUGAAAGUAUUUGCAUAUGUCCUGAUUUCUUCUUCUUUUUCUUCUUCUUCUGGUGUCUCGUACUAAAUAGUUUUUGAUCUUCAAAUGAAAUACAACAUAAAAUGAAGGUAACCUAAGUUACCUAACACAAUACAGUUUGUUUAUUCUAUUGGGGGGGGGGUUAUCAAACACCCAUCACCAAUGUGGAAAAACUAAUUGACCCAUUAAACUUAAAAUCUGGUUGUGCCACCUUUAGCAGCAAUAGCUGGAGAUCAGUUGUUCAGUGAUGUGGUGGAAUUUCGGCCCACUCUUCUUUGCAGAACUGCUUUAGUUCAGCCAUGUGGGAGGGUUUUUGAGCCUGUACUUCCCGUUUAGGGUCCUGCAAAAGCAUCUCAGUUGGUUUAAGUCAGGACUUUGACUAGGCCAUUCCAAAAUUUUAAUUUAGCCUUUAUUGAGCCAUUCAGAGUUGGACAUACUUCUGUGCUUUGAAUCAGUUGAGCUUAAGUUUCAACUUAUGGACUGAAGACUGGACAUUCUCCUUUUGGAUUUUCAGGUAGAGAGCAUAAUUCAUGUUUCCCUCAAUUAUUUCAAGUUGCCCAGGCCCUGAAGCAGCAAAGCAUCCCCACACCAUCACACUUCCACCACUGUGCUUGACAGUAGGUAUGAUGAUCUUGGAUCUUGUGGAAUUCAGUGUUUGGUUUAUGUCAGAUGUAAUGGGACCCCUGUCUUCCAAACAGUUCCACUAUUGACUUGUCAACAUUCUCCCAAAAGGUUUGAGGAUCAUCAAGGGGUGUCUUGGUAAAAUUCAGAGGAGCCUCAAUGUUGUUCUGGGUUAGCAGUGGUUUUCACCUCCCCACUCUUCCAUGGAUGCCAUUUUUGCCCAGUGUCUUUCUGAUAAUGGAGUCAUGAACAGUGAUCUUUAUUGAUGCAAGAAGGCCUGUUACUUUUGAUUUUAUCCUUGGCUUUUUUGUGACUUGCUGGAUGAGUAGUUGCUGUGCUCCUUGAGGAAUUUUGGAAGGUUGGCCACCUCUGGGGAAAGUUCACUACUGUGCAGAGUUUUUCCCAUUUGGACAUAAUGGCUCUCACUGUGGUACUUUGGAGUCCCAGAGCCUUUAAAAUAGCUUUGUAAUGCUUCCAAUACUGAUGCAUUUCAAUCACCUUCUUCCUCAUCAUUUCUGGAAUUUCUUUCAACUGUGGAAGUGUGUUACAGGGUAAGACCUUUUUAACCAACUUCAUGCUGUUGAAAAAGUUCUAUUUAAGUCUUGAUUUGAUUGAACAGGGCUUGCAGUAAUCAGGCAUGGUUGUCUCUAGUCUAGCUGAACCCCAUUUUGAAUGUAGUUUCAUAGACUUGGGGAAUUUGUAACCAUGGGGGCAAAUACACUUUCUCUCUCCGGCCCAGUUGGUAUUGGAUAACUUUUUUUGUGUCAAUAAAUAAUAAUUUAAAAACUGUAUUUUAUGUUUACUCAGGUUGCCUUUGAUUUUUUUUUUAUUGUUUUAAUUUUCUGAAACAAUUUAGUAUGCGAAAUAGACACAUACAAAAGAGAUCAGGAUGGGGCAAAUACUUUUUCACAGCACUGUGUGUAUGUGUAUAUCACCAUGGUAAAGUACAAGUAGCUACUCAUAAAGCAAAACAUGCUUUGCAUUGCGCAAAAUAUUUUAGAAAAGCACUUUUGCACUUAAUCUCUUCUAUCCGAUUCUCAAUUCGUGAUGGCUCAUUUAACUCUGCAGUGAACAUUUUAUAAAGGAAUACUCAGAAUAUUAUUUAGGAUUUUCCAUGCAGUUUUAAGAAGACACAGACUGUAACUGUAUACAGUAGAUAUCUUAAACAUUACAUGCUACAUAGAGAAAUAAUAACAUGAUAUUCCUUAAGAGCAUAGAAGUAUUUUAUGAUUGAACAAUAAGAGAAUUUUGGUGAAUCUCAUUUUUCAUUCAUUCUGUUCCAGGUUCUGUUCUGUCCUAUACUACUUAGUUUUCAGGGCAAUGUGAAAUCCAGGUUUUAUUUAGGCAAGAACAUUACUCUUUCCAUUAUGUUAAAACCAUUUUCUGCUGAUUUAAUCAUUCAUGCUUAGCACUCUUGCUAGGAUGUGUUUUAGUCAAUGUUGGCGGUCACUGCAUGCUGGUGUUGCCACAGAACCCAUGACAAAAUGUAUGGCAAUGCUUGUGAGGCAGAUACUGUUACAGAAAUAUUGUCUGCUUGUGAGAUUGAAUAUCACCGUUUCCUUCAGUAAGGUUUAACUUGACAUUUGUCUUUCAAGCAUGAGGGGUGUAGCUUGAUGUAAAGGGAUUUUUACUCUGAAACUCUAAUAAAAAAAAAAAUGUUAAUUAUUA